GUGUUCUCCACACUUACUCGACUCUCUUGCUCAAACAAAAACAAAACACACAAAAAUAUUGAAAAAAUGGAUCAAGGUCGUAAUAUGGACAUAGAGAAGGAAUCAACAACAACCUUUGACUACUCCAAACGAGCUCAAUGGCUACGUGCAGCCGUGCUGGGAGCCAACGACGGUCUUGUCUCCACCGCGUCAUUGAUGAUGGGAGUUGGCGCCGUGAAACACGACGUCAAGGCCAUGAUUCUCUCGGGAUUCGCCGGAAUGAUUGCCGGAGCUUGUAGUAUGGCGAUAGGAGAGUUCGUCUCCGUUUACUCUCAGUACGACAUAGAGGUAGCUCAGAUGGAGAGAGAGAGUGGGGAAGUAGAGAAAGAGAAGCUUCCUAGUCCACUACAAGCAGCAGCUGCGUCUGCGCUUGCUUUUUCCGCGGGUGCUAUUGUGCCGCUUUUGGCGGCUGCGUUUGUGAAGGAGUAUAGAGUGAGGGUUAUCGCUGUUGUGACGGCGGUUACGGUGGCGCUUGUGGCUUUUGGGUGGUUAGGAGCGGCGUUAGGGAAGGCACCAGCAGUUAGGUCUUCGGCUAGGGUAUUGUUCGGAGGGUGGUUAGCUAUGGCUGUUACCUUCGGGUUAACUAAGCUUAUUGGGUUAUAUGGAAUUUGAAUGGUUCGUUAAUAAUCUUUUAAGGAGAUCUUUAUGUGGUAUGUGAUGUUACAGUGAAACAUUGGAAACCAAUGAAAAGUGACAGUACGUUUUACUUUUAUUAAUGAUGUAAAAUUAAGAUUUGGUGAUCUUAAUGUCUGAGAAACCUUUUUUUACGGUGGAUGUUGUAAACUAUUAGAUGAACGGUGACUUUUGUUUCCGACAACUUUGAUAGGAGGCUUCUGUACGUAAUAAAAACGCAUGCGUUUAUGUUAAAA
Molecule: messenger RNA, 908 nt
Organism: Raphanus sativus (radish)
Lineage: Eukaryota; Viridiplantae; Streptophyta; Magnoliopsida; Brassicales; Brassicaceae
Product: vacuolar iron transporter homolog 2
Exons: 1
Coding region: 67-651 (194 amino acids)
Biological process (GO): intracellular manganese ion homeostasis
Cellular component (GO): membrane
Molecular function (GO): iron ion transmembrane transporter activity; manganese ion transmembrane transporter activity
Source: RefSeq, a predicted model, not a curated record